Onthophagus taurus is the source of this 740-nucleotide messenger RNA. The record is from RefSeq and is a predicted model, not a curated record. Lineage: Eukaryota; Metazoa; Arthropoda; Insecta; Coleoptera; Scarabaeidae.
CUCGUUUCGCUGUGAAGAAAUGCACCAUUAACGUCUCCACGUAUGAUAUUUGAAAACGAUGAACAUAUUUGGAUGUUUUAUUGUAUCAAUCAUUUACUUAUCACUUUUAUUUAAUGGAUCAACAGUUUACGGAGAAAACCUAACUUGUUAUCAAUGUACAAAAAAUGAAGAUGAAAAAUGCGAGUUAGAAUUCUUAUUACCAUGUCCGGCCAAAUUCGAUAGAUGUGCUAUGCAUAUCACAAAAUAUGCUAGUACAGGAUUCCAAAUAAAACGUGAGUGUGGAUUAGGACCGUGCGAUUUUAACGAUUUAUUAAUGAAUAACAAUCUCGGAAUGAAAUGCGACCGAUCGAAACAAGAAUAUUCAUGUCUUUCUUGCUGUAAAGGAAACGGUUGUAACAACAAUUCGGAUAAGCGUUCGAAAAUUUCCUGGACAUUAUUUAUGAUGGUUGUAUUGAUGAUUUCUCUCCAAAUUGUAAAGAAUUAUCAACCUCCGUAUGUCUUCAACUAUGAUUUAACUUAACUUUAGUUAAAUGACUAUAAACGAUUAAAAAAUUAAAUUUGAUUUAAAGAUAUAUAUUAUUUCGUUUUGAAUUGAAUAACUUAAGAGAUUUUAUUUUUCCUUAAUAAGAAUAAAAUUAAUAGUAAUAAAUCUUUUAAAGUAACUAAUUAAUAUCAUUAUAAACGUAUAUAUUAGAAGAAAUACAUGUGUCAAAAUAAAUCUAUGAAAAAAAAGGUGAAAA